AUGGAGCGCAGUUGCUGGGCCCCGCGGACUUUCCUCCUGGCGCUGUUGCUGGGGGCGACGCUGAGGGCGCGCGCGGCGGUGGGCUAUUACCCCCGCUUCUCGCCCUUCUUUUUCCUGUGCACCCACCACGGGGAGCUGGAAGGGGAUGGGGAGCAGGGCGAGGUGCUCAUUUCCCUGCAUAUUGCGGGCAACCCCACCUACUACGUACCGGGACAAGAAUACCAUGUGACGAUUUCAACAAGCACCUUCUUUGAUGGCUUGCUGGUGACAGGACUAUACACAUCUACAAGUGUGCAGGCUUCACAGAGCAUUGGAGGCUCCAAUGCUUUUGGAUUUGGAAUCAUGUCUGACCACCAGUUCGGUAACCAGUUUAUGUGCAGUGUGGUGGCCUCUCAUGUGAGUCAUCUGCCCACCACCAACCUCAGCUUCGUCUGGAUUGCCCCACCUGCUGGCACCGGCUGUGUGAAUUUCAUGGCUACAGCGACACACAGGGGCCAGAUUAUUUUCAAAGAUGCUUUAGCCCAGCAGUUGUGUGAACAAGGAGCUCCAACAGAAGCCACGAUGCACCCACAUCUAGCUGAAGUACAUAGUGACAGCAUUAUCCUACGAGAUGACUUUGACUCCUAUCACCAACUAGAGUUGAAUCCAAAUAUAUGGGUUGAAUGUAACAACUGUGAGCUCGGAGAACAGUGUGGUGCAAUUAUGCAUGGCAAUGCCGUCACCUUCUGUGAGCCAUAUGGUCCAAGAGAAUUGAUUACCACAGGCCUUAAUACAACAACAGCCUCUGUCCUCCAAUUUUCCAUUGGUUCGGGUUCAUGUCGCUUUAGUUACUCAGACCCCAGCAUCAUCGUGUCAUAUGCUAAGAAUAAUACUGCAGACUGGAUUCAGCUUGAGAAAAUUAGAGCCCCUUCCAAUGUCAGCACUAUCAUCCAUAUCCUCUACCUUCCUGAAGACGCCAAAGGGGAGAACGUCCAGUUUCAGUGGAAGCAGGAAAGUCUCCAUGUAGGUGAGGUAUAUGAAGCCUGCUGGGCCUUAGAUAACAUCCUGAUCAUCAACUCAGCUCACAGACAAGUCAUUUUAGAAGACAGUCUGGAUCCAGUAGACACCGGCAACUGGCUUUUUUUCCCAGGAGCUACAGUUAAGCAUAGCUGUCAGUCAGAUGGGAAUUCCAUUUAUUUCCAUGGAAAUGAAGGCAGCGAGUUCAAUUUUGCCACCACCCGGGAUGUAGAUCUUUCUACAGAGGAUAUUCAGGAGCAGUGGUCAGAAGAAUUUGAGAGCCAGCCUACAGGGUGGGACGUCUUAGGAGCUGUCAUUGGUACAGAAUGCGGAACAGUAGAAUCAGGUUUAUCAAUGGUCUUCCUCAAAGAUGGAGAAAGGAAAUUAUGCACACCAUAUAUGGACACCACUGGCUAUGGGAACCUGAGGUUUUAUUUUGUUAUGGGAGGAAUUUGUGACCCUGGAGAUUCUCAUGAAAAUGAUAUCACCUUGUACGCAAAGAUUGAAGGAAGAAAGGAGCACAUUACACUGGAUACUCUUUCCUAUUCCUCAUAUAAGGUUCCAUCUUUAGUUUCUGUAGUCAUCAAUCCUGAACUUCAGACUCCGGCUACAAGAUUUUGCCUCAGGCAAAAGAACCAUCAAGGGCAUAACAGGAAUAUCUGGGCUGUAGAUUUUUUCCACGUCUUACCUGUUCUCCCUUCUACGAUGUCUCACAUGAUACAGUUUUCCAUUAAUCUAGGAUGUGGAACACAUCAACCUGGUAACAGUGUCAGCCUGGAAUUUUCCACCAACCAUGGGCGUUCCUGGUCCCUCCUCCACACUGAGUGCUUGCCUGAGAUUUGUGCUGGACCCCACCUCCCCCACAGCACUAUCUACUCCUCUGAAAACUACAGUGGGUGGAACCGAAUAACGAUUCCCCUUCCUAACGCAGCACUAACCAGGGACACCAGAAUUCGCUGGAGACAAACGGGACCAAUCCUUGGAAACAUGUGGGCAAUUGAUAAUGUUUAUAUUGGUCCGUCGUGUCUCAAAUUCUGUUCCGGCAGAGGACAGUGCACUCGGCAUGGUUGCAAAUGUGACCCUGGAUUUUCUGGUCCAGCCUGUGAGAUGGCAUCCCAGACAUUCCCAAUGUUUAUUUCUGAAAGCUUCGGCAGUUCCAGGCUUUCCUCUUACCAUAACUUUUACUCUAUCCGUGGUGCUGAAGUCAGCUUUGGUUGUGGUGUCUUGGCCAGUGGUAAGGCCUUGGUUUUCAACAAAGAUGGGAGGCGUCAGCUAAUUACAUCUUUCCUUGACAGCUCACAGUCCAGGUUUCUCCAGUUCACACUGAGGCUGGGGAGCAAGUCUGUUCUGAGCACAUGCAAAGCCCCCGACCAGCCUGGUGAAGGAGUUUUAUUGCAUUAUUCUUAUGAUAAUGGGAUCACUUGGAAACUCUUGGAGCACUAUUCAUAUCUCAACUAUCAUGAGCCCAGAAUAAUCUCCGUAGAGUUACCAGAUGAUGCAAGACAGUUUGGAGUCCAGUUCAGAUGGUGGCAACCAUAUCAUUCUUCCCAGGGAGAAGAUGUGUGGGCCAUUGAUGAAAUUAUUAUGACAUCUGUCCUUUUCAACAGCAUUAGCCUUGACUUUACCAAUCUUGUGGAGGUCACUCAAUCGCUGGGAUUCUACCUUGGAAAUGUUCAGCCAUACUGUGGCCACGACUGGACACUUUGUUUCACCGGAGAUUCUAAACUUGCCUCAAGUAUGCGCUAUGUGGAAACACAGUCAAUGCAGAUAGGAGCAUCCUACAUGAUUCAGUUCAGUUUGGUGAUGGGCUGUGGCCAGACAUACACUCCACACAUGGACAACCAGGUGAAACUGGAGUACUCAACGAAUCAUGGCCUCACCUGGCACCUGGUCCAAGAGGAAUGCCUUCCAAGUAUGCCGAGUUGUCAGGAAUUCACAUCAUCAAGUAUUUACCACGCUAGUGAAUUCAUGCAGUGGAGGAGAGUCAUAGUGCUUCUUCCCCAGAAAACUUGGUCCAGUGCCACCCGCUUCCGCUGGAGUCAGAGCUAUUACACAGCCCAGGACGAGUGGGCUUUGGAUAAUAUUUACAUUGGUCAGCAGUGUCCAAAUAUGUGCAGUGGACAUGGCUCAUGUGACCACGGCAUUUGUAGGUGUGACCAAGGGUACCAAGGCACCGAAUGUCACCCGGAAGCAGCUCUUCCUUCCACGAUUAUGUCAGAUUUUGAGAACCAGAAUGGUUGGGAGUCUGACUGGCAAGAAGUUAUUGGGGGAGAAAUUGUAAAACCAGAGCAAGGGUGUGGGGUCAUCUCUUCUGGAUCAUCUCUGUAUUUCAACAAGGCUGGGAAGAGGCAGCUGGUGAGCUGGGAUCUGGACACCUCUUGGGUGGACUUUGUCCAGUUCUACAUCCAGAUUGGGGGAGAGAGCGCUGCGUGCAACAAGCCCGACAGCAGAGAGGAGGGUGUCCUCCUUCAGUACAGCAACAACGGGGGCAUCCAGUGGCACCUGCUGGCAGAAAUGUACUUCUCCGACUUCAGCAAGCCCAGGUUCGUCUACCUGGAGCUUCCAGCGGCUGCGAAGACCUCUUGCACAAGGUUCCGCUGGUGGCAGCCUGUGUUCUCAGGGGAAGGCUACGACCAGUGGGCAGUUGAUGACAUCAUCAUUCUGUCAGAGAAACAAAAGCAGGUCAUCCCCAUUGUGAACCCGACUUUACCCCAGAACUUUUAUGAGAAGCCAGCUUUUGAUUACCCUAUGAACCAGAUGAGUGUCUGGUUGAUGUUGGCCAAUGAAGGAAUGGUUAAAAACGAAACUUUCUGCUCUGCCACACCAUCGGCCAUGGUAUUUGGAAAAUCAGAUGGGGAUCGCUUUGCAGUCACGCGAGAUUUGACUCUGAAACCUGGAUAUAUUCUACAGUUUAAGCUGAACAUAGGAUGUGCUAAUCAGUUCAGCAGUGCUGCUCCAGUUCUUCUUCAGUACUCUCAUGAUGCUGGAAUGUCCUGGUUUCUGGUGAAAGAGGGCUGUUACCCCGCUUCUGCAGGCAAAGGAUGCGAAGGAAACUCCCGAGAACUAAGUGAACCCACUGUGUAUCACACAGGGGACUUUGAGGAAUGGACGAGAAUCACUGUUGUUAUUCCAAGGUCUCUUGCAUCCAGUAAAACCAGAUUCCGAUGGAUUCAGGAGAGUAGCUCACAGAAGAACGUGCCUCCCUUUGGUUUGGAUGGAGUGUACAUAUCUGAGCCUUGUCCCAGCUACUGCAGUGGCCAUGGGGACUGUGUCUCUGGGGUGUGUUUCUGUGACCUGGGCUAUACCGCUGCACACGGAACCUGUGUCUCUAAUGUCCCCAAUCACAGUGAGAUGUUCGAUAGGUUCGAGGGGAAGCUCAGCCCUCUGUGGUACAAGAUAACUGGAGGCCAGGUUGGAACUGGCUGUGGAACACUGAGUGACGGCAAAGCUCUCUACUUCAAUGGCCCCGGGAAAAGGGAGGCAAGGACAGUCCCUCUGGACACCAGGAAUAUCAGACUCGUUCAGUUUUACGUACAAAUUGGAAGCAAAACUUCAGGGAUUACCUGCAUCAAACCAAGAGCUAGAAAUGAAGGGCUUGUUGUUCAGUAUUCAAAUGACAAUGGCAUACUCUGGCAUUUGCUUCGAGAGUUGGACUACAUGUCGUUUCUGGAACCACAGAUCAUUUCCAUUGACCUGCCACGGGAGGCGAAGACCUCCGCUACAGCUUUUCGUUGGUGGCAACCCCAACACGGGAAGCAUUCAGCCCAGUGGGCCUUGGAUGAUGUCCUUAUAGGAAUGAAUGACAGCUCUCAAACUGGGUUUCAAGACAAAUUUGAUGGCUCCAUAGAUUUGCAAGCCAGCUGGUAUCGAAUACAAGGAGGUCAAGUCGGCAUUGACUGUCUCUCUAUGGAUACUGCUCUGAUAUUCACUGAAAACAUAGGGAAACCUCGUUAUGCUGAGACCUGGGACUUCCAUGUGUCAGCAUCGACCUUCUUGCAGUUUGAAAUGAGCAUGGGGUGUAGCAAGCCCUUCAGCAACACCCACGGUGUGCAGCUCCAGUAUUCUCUAAAUAACGGCAGGGACUGGCAUCUCGUCACUGAAGAGUGUGUGCCUCCAACCAUCGGCUGUCUACACUACACAGAAAGUUCCGUUUACACCUCAGAAAGAUUCCAGAAUUGGAAGCGGAUCACUGUCUACCUUCCCCUCGCCUCCAUAUCUCCCAGGACCCGGUUCAGAUGGAUUCAGUCCAACUACACCAUGGGGGCAGACUCCUGGGCUAUUGAUAAUGUUGUGCUGGCCUCAGGGUGCCCCUGGAUGUGCUCAGGACGAGGGAUUUGUGAUGCUGGACGCUGUGUGUGUGACCGGGGCUUUGGGGGAGCCUACUGUGUGCCCAUGGUUCCCCUGCCCUCGAUUCUUAAGGAUGAUUUCAAUGGAAACCUACAUCCGGACCUUUGGCCUGAAGUGUAUGGUGCAGAGAGGGGGAACCUGAAUGGCGAAACCAUCAAAUCUGGAACAUCGCUCAUCUUUAAAGGGGAAGGACUGAGGAUGUUUAUUUCAAGAGAUCUUGACUGUACCAACACUAUGUAUGUCCAGUUUUCACUUAGAUUUAUAGCAAAAGGUACCCCAGAAAGGUCUCACUCUAUUCUAUUACAAUUCUCCAUCAAUGGGGGAAUCACCUGGCUCCUAAUGGAUGAAUUUUACUUCCCUCAAACAACCAACAUACUUUUCAUUAAUGUCCCCUUGCCAAAUACUGCCCAAACCAACGCUACAAGAUUUAGACUCUGGCAGCCUUAUAACAAUGGUAAAAAAGAAGAAAUCUGGAUUGUUGAUGACUUCAUUAUUGAUGGCAAUAAUCUAAACAACCCUCUGAUGCUUCUGGAUACAUUUGACUUUGGACCCAGAGAAGACAAUUGGUUUUUCUAUCCCGGUGGUAACAUUGGUCUUUAUUGCCCAUAUUCUUCGAAAGGAGCACCUGAGGAAGAUUCAGCUAUGGUAUUUGUUUCAAAUGAAGUUGGUGAGCAUUCCAUUACCACUCGUGACCUGGAUGUCAAUGAGAACACCAUCAUCCAGUUUGAGAUCAAUGUUGGCUGCUCCACCGAUAGCUCAUCUACUGAUCCGGUCAGACUGGAAUUUUCAAGGGACUUUGGCGCGACCUGGCACCUGCUGCUCCCCUUGUGCUACCACAGCAGCGGCCACGUCAGCUCGCUGUGCUCCACCGAACACCACCCAAGCAGCACCUACUACGCAGGGACCACCCAGGGCUGGAGGAGGGAGGUGGUGCACUUCGGGAAGCUGCACCUUUGCGGAUCUGUGCGUUUCAGAUGGUACCAAGGAUUUUACCCUGCUGGCUCUCAGCCCGUGACAUGGGCCAUUGACAAUGUCUAUAUUGGUCCCCAAUGUGAAGAGAUGUGUAACGGACAUGGGAGUUGUAUCAAUGGAACCAAGUGUAUAUGUGACCCUGGCUACUCAGGUCCAACCUGUAAAAUAAGCACCAAAAAUCCUGAUUUUCUCAAAGAUGAUUUCGAAGGCCAGCUUGAAUCUGAUAGAUUUUUAUUAAUGAGUGGUGGAAAGCCAUCUCGGAAAUGUGGAAUUCUUUCCAGUGGAAACAACCUCUUUUUUAAUGAAGAUGGCUUGCGCAUGUUGACAACACGAGAUCUGGAUUUAUCACAUGCUAGAUUUGUGCAGUUCUUCAUGAGGCUGGGAUGUGGUAAGGGUGUUCCUGACCCCAGGAGCCAACCGGUGCUUCUACAGUAUUCGCUCAAUGGCGGCCUCUCCUGGAGCCUCCUUCAAGAGUUCCUAUUCAGCAAUUCCAGCAAUGUGGGCAGGUACAUUGCCCUGGAGAUACCCUUGAAAGCCCGUUCCACUUCUACUCGCCUCCGCUGGUGGCAACCAUCUGAAAAUGGGCACUUCUACAGUCCAUGGGUUAUCGACCAGAUUCUUAUUGGGGGAAAUAUUUCUGGGAAUACAGUCUUGGAGGAUGAUUUCACAAGUCUGGAUAGUAGGAAAUGGCUGCUCCACCCCGGAGGCACCAAGAUGCCUGUGUGUGGCUCUGCCGGCGAUGCCCUGGUCUUUAUUGAAAAAGCCAGCACCCGCUAUGUGGUCACCACAGACAUUGCCGUGAAUGAGGAUUCAUUCCUGCAGAUAGAUUUUGCCGCCUCCUGCUCCGUCACAGACUCCUGUUAUGCUAUUGAACUGGAAUACUCAGUAGACCUUGGAUUAUCAUGGCACCCAUUGGUAAGGGACUGUCUACCUACCAAUGUUGAAUGCAGUCGCUAUCACCUGCAGCGGAUCCUGGUGUCAGACACUUUCAACAAAUGGACCAGAAUCACUCUGCCUCUCCCUCCCUAUGCCAGGUCUCAAGCCACUCGUUUCCGUUGGCAUCAACCAGCUCCUUUUGACAAGCAGCAGACAUGGGCAAUAGAUAAUGUCUAUAUUGGGGAUGGCUGCAUAGAUAUGUGCAGUGGCCAUGGAAGGUGCAUCCAAGGAAACUGUGUCUGUGACGAGCAAUGGGGUGGCCUGUAUUGUGAUGAGCCCGAGACCUCCCUUCCAACCCAGCUCAAAGACAACUUCAAUCGAGCUCCUUCUACACAGAACUGGUUGACUGUGAACGGAGGGAAACUAAGUACUGUGUGUGGCGCCGUGGCUUCGGGAAUGGCUCUCCAUUUCAGUGGGGGUUGUAGUCGACUGUUAGUCACGGUGGAUCUAAACCUCACUAAUGCUGAGUUUAUCCAGUUUUACUUCAUGUACGGAUGCCUGAUUACACCAAAUAACCGUAACCAAGGUGUUCUUCUGGAAUAUUCUGUCAAUGGAGGCAUUACCUGGAAUCUGCUAAUGGAGAUUUUCUAUGACCAAUACAGUAAACCUGGGUUCGUGAAUAUCCUUCUCCCUCCUGAUGCUAAAGAGAUUGCCACUCGCUUCCGCUGGUGGCAGCCAAGACACGACGGCCUGGAUCAGAAUGACUGGGCCAUCGACAACGUCCUCAUCUCGGGCUCUGCAGACCAGAGGACAGUCAUGCUGGACACCUUCAGCAGUGCCCCUGUGCCCCAGCACGAGCGCUCCCCCGCAGACGCCGGCCCCGUCGGGAGAAUUGCUUUUGACAUGUUUAUGGAGGAUAAAACUGCAGUGAAUGAGCAUUGGCUGUUCCAUGAUGAUUGCACAGUAGAAAGAUUCUGUGAUUCCCCUGAUGGCGUCAUGAUUUGUGGCAGCCAUGAUGGAAGGGAGGUGUAUGCAGUGACCCACGAUCUGACUCCCACUGAAGGCUGGAUCAUGCAAUUCAAGAUCUCUGUUGGAUGUAAAGUGUCUGAAAAAGUUGCCCAGAACCAAAUUCAUGUGCAGUAUUCUACUGACUUCGGUGUGAGCUGGAAUUAUCUGGUUCCUCAGUGCUUACCGGCAGACCCAAAAUGCUCUGGAAGUGUUUCCCAGCCAUCUGUAUUCUUUCCAACCAAAGGGUGGAAAAGGAUCACCUACCCACUUCCUGAAAGCUUAGUGGGGAAUCCAGUAAGAUUGAGGUUCUAUCAGAAGUACUCAGAUAUGCAAUGGGCAAUCGAUAAUUUCUACCUGGGCCCUGGAUGCUUGGACAACUGUAGGGGCCACGGAGAUUGCUUAAAGGAACAGUGCAUCUGUGAUCCGGGAUACUCUGGGCCCAACUGCUACUUGACUCACACUCUGAAGGUAAUGUUAAUGCCCCAGAAGGAAGCAUUUACUCACACUGCAGGUUGUGCCAUAAGAGCCAUUGUAAAUGUGAGUCUAAUAAGUUAUAACAGUGGUCUCUGGGUGUCCCAAUUCCUGCAAUACUGGGGGCGCAUCGGUAGUGAGAACAACAUGACCUCCUGUCAUCGGCCCAUCUGCCGGAAGGAAGGCGUGCUGUUGGACUACUCUACUGAUGGAGGAAUUACUUGGACUUUGCUCCACGAGAUGGAUUACCAGAAAUACAUUUCUGUUAGACAUGACUACAUACUUCUUCCCGAGGAUGCCCUCACCAACACAACUCGACUUCGCUGGUGGCAGCCUUUUGUGAUCAGCAAUGGACUUGUAGUCUCUGGAGUGGAGCGUGCACAAUGGGCACUAGACAACAUUCUGAUUGGCGGAGCAGAAAUCAAUCCCAGUCAACUGGUCGACACAUUUGAUGAUGAAGGCACUUCCCAUGAAGAAAACUGGAGUUUUUACCCUAAUGCAGUAAGGACAGCAGGAUUCUGUGGCAACCCAUCCUUCCACCUCUACUGGCCGAAUAAAAAGAAGGACAAAACUCACAAUGCUCUCUCCUCCAGAGAGCUCAUUAUACAGCCAGGAUAUAUGAUGCAGUUUAAAAUCGUGGUGGGUUGUGAAGCUACUUCUUGUGGUGAUCUUCAUUCUGUGAUGUUGGAGUACACUAAGGAUGCAAGGUCUGAUUCCUGGCAGCUCGUGCAGACCCAGUGCCUUCCUUCCUCUUCCAACAGCAUCGGCUGCUCCCCCUUCCAGUUCCAUGAAGCCACCAUCUACAACGCUGUAAACAGCUCAACCUGGAAGAGAAUCACCAUUCAGCUGCCUGACCACGUCUCCUCUAGUGCAACACAGUUCCGCUGGAUCCAGAAGGGAGAAGAAACUGAGAAGCAAAGCUGGGCGAUCGACCACGUGUACAUCGGAGAGGCUUGCCCCAAGCUCUGCAGUGGGCAUGGGUACUGCACCACAGGCGCCGUCUGCAUCUGUGACGAAAGCUUCCAAGGUGAUGACUGCUCUGUUUUCAGUCAUGAUCUUCCCAGUUAUAUUAAAGAUAAUUUUGAGUCAGCAAGAGUCACUGAGGCAAACUGGGAAACCAUUCAAGGUGGAGGGAUAGGAAGCGGCUGUGGGCAGCUGGCACCCUACGCGCAUGGGGACUCACUCUAUUUUAAUGGCUGUCAGAUAAGGCAGGCUGCCACCAAGCCUCUGGACCUCACUCGAGCAAGCAAAAUCAUGUUUGUUUUGCAAAUUGGGAGCACGUCACAGACAGACAGCUGCAACAGUGACCUGAGUGGCCCCCACGCGGUGGACAAGGCUGUGCUGCUGCAGUAUAGUGUCAACAAUGGGGUCACCUGGCACGUCAUCGCACAGCACCAGCCCAAGGACUUCACGCAGGCGCAGAGAGUGUCUUACAACGUACCCCUGGAGGCUCGGAUGAAGGGAGUUUUAUUACGCUGGUGGCAACCACGCCACAAUGGAACAGGUCAUGAUCAGUGGGCUUUGGACCAUGUGGAGGUCGUCCUUUCCUGUAGAACUGGAAAGCUUAUGUCUCGACGUGUUCGGACUGAUGGCUCCAAGUGGUUGGCAAGGAGAGGCGAAUCUUCUCGAGUAAGCACUCGCAAACAAAAUUACAUGAUGAAUUUUUCACGACAACAUGGGCUCAGGCACUUCUACAACAGAAGACGAAGGUCACUUAGACGAUACCCAUGAAGAGUCAAAAAGCUUAUUUUCCUUCCAACAUGUGGCGUGUUGCUUCCCAUUCUUUUAAAAUCUCGCACUGCAUCUGAUAUCAGGAAAAUUCUGUGAAGGACUUGGUGACUAAUGGAAAGCCCUUCUCAAGACCGAGUGUCCACCACUUCCCCACACUGUGAACUAAUGACAAGUGACUUAUUUUCUCAUCAGUAAAUGUCUUCAUGUUGCUGUGUCCGUGAAAAUUGUGAUCUGUUGUAAUAUCAGUUACAGUGGCAGUAUUGAAAAUAAGAAAUAGUUUAACAGGAAAAAAAGUUUAAGCACAAAAAUUUAAGAGAUUUUAUGUUUAAAAUGGCAUUUAGUACAGAAUUUAACAUUCUUGGUCACAAAGCUAUUUAAGUGGACUGUAUUUCAGCUAUGUAUCAUGUUUUAUAUGAUUAAAUUAUCAUUGUUCUUUUAUGUAUUAUCUUCUAUAGUAUAACACAUUGACACUGUAUUUCUUGUUAUGUUGCAAUAUUUUGCUGCUGAAUUUCAGGCUACUUAUAUUCUGUGGAAAAUUCAUUGAAAUACCUACUCAAGAAGAUAGUUGUAAAGAUAUUGUAUCUCCUUUAAUAUACUCCUUAAAAUGUAUGUUGGUUUAGCGUUGUUUUGUGGAUAAGAAAAAUGCUUGACCUUGAAAUAUUUUCUACUUAAAAAUUGUGGAUGAAAAACCCUAUCUCUCACAAAGUUCCUAGCUCCUUGUCUAAUGAUUUUUUUUAAAGUGUUCCGUGGCUGAUUUACUAACAGUAACUGCCAUUUUGUGUCUGUGGUAACAAGAGUGAUUUGUAAAACAGUGGAUGUUUUCAUUGUGUUCUCUUUGUGGAUUGUUUUCCCUGCGGGUCAUUCUCAUACCUUCUGAUGAAGUUGUACCAACACCAGCAGCACUGAAAUGGCCCUGUAGCCCUGAACUCUCUAUUCACCUAACCGAAAGGUGUACUCUAGGGUGAACCAAGCUAAAAGCCCAUGCUUAAAUAAAAAUUAUGUCCAUAAGCCAA
Messenger RNA from Suricata suricatta (meerkat), 11414 nucleotides. It is a transcript of the gene RELN, whose product is annotated as reelin. The record is from RefSeq and is a predicted model, not a curated record. Gene Ontology annotation, biological process: neuron migration; central nervous system development. The transcript has 65 exons. Gene Ontology annotation, molecular function: lipoprotein particle receptor binding. NCBI's taxonomy places the organism in Eukaryota, Metazoa, Chordata, Mammalia, Carnivora, Herpestidae. The coding region runs from base 1 to 10401 and encodes 3466 amino acids.